AUGGCGCGCGCCGCCGCCUCAAGGCUCGCCGCCGCCGCCGCGACCUCCUCGAAGUCGAAGUUCGAGGGGUUCUCCCGCCACCUCGCCGCCGCCUCGUCAGCGUGGGGUGCCCCGUCGCGGCUUCCCGAUCCAGUGAGGGAGAGGAGGAGCCCAAGCUGGUGGUGCCCGAGCAGGUCGUUCCAUGCCACAAUGAGGGUGGAUGCAAGGGAUUACUACGAUGUGCUCGGGGUGAGCUCGGACGCCUCUGCAUCAGACAUAAAGAAGGCAUAUUAUGGGCUUGCAAAGAAGUUCCAUCCUGAUACUAAUAAAGAUGAUACUGGCGCAGAAAAAAAAUUCCAGGAAGUUAACCGGGCCUAUGAGGUUUUGAAGGAUGAUGAUAAGCGUGAAACAUAUGAUCAGCUUGGAGUUGAAGCUUUUGAACGCCAAGCAUCGGGUGGUGGCCCAGAUGGUUUCCCUGGGGGCGGUGAGGGCUUUAAUGGCGAUAAUCCAUUUAAUGAUAUUUUCGGUGAUAUUUUUGACAGUGCGUUCACUUCAAGAGGGGGCCAAGAUGUUAAGAUUCCUGUUGAAUUGUCGUUCAUGGAAGCUGUCCAAGGAUGCAGAAAAACUGUUACAUAUGAGACUGAUGUUCUCUGUGGAACUUGCAAUGGAAGUGGUGUUCCUCCUGGCACUGUACCUCAAACAUGUAAAGCUUGUAGAGGGGCUGGUGUGAUAUUCUAUCAGAAGGGUAUAUUGAGUCUUGAAUCUACUUGCUCUCGGUGCGGUGGAAGUGGCAAAGUCGCGAAGAAUUUUUGCAAGACAUGUAAGGGUGAACAGCUAGUCAAGGGGAAAAAAUCAGUCAAGCUUGACAUAAUGGCUGGAAUUGAUGACAAUGAGAUUAUGAAGGUUCGUGGUCAGGGUGGUGCAGAUGUUGAGCGCAAUAAACCUGGUGACCUUUUUUUAACUAUCAAGGUCAGAGAGGAUCCUAUCUUCCGUCGAGAAGGCAACCACGUGCAUGUUGAUGCCAUUCUAAGCAUGGCCCAGGCUGUGCUAGGUGGAACCGUGACAAUACCAACCCUCACCGGAAAUGUUUCAGUCAAGGUUCGCCAAGGUACCCAACCAGGAGAGAAGGUUGUCCUGCGUGGCAAAGGAAUAAAGGCGAAAAAUUCGUCAUCUUAUGGGAAUCAUUAUGUCCAUUUCAACAUCAGAGUCCCAACGGAGCUGACACCACGGCAACGGGAGCUGAUGGAGGAGUUCGAUAAAGAGGAGAGCAACGAUGGGGUGAGAGUUGCCGCUGCCUCUGGAUGAAAUUUUGUGCUCCUUAUUCAUUGAUUAUUGGCACACAUAAUAAGUCAGAUAGUCCUGAUCGAAGGGCGAAUACCCAUGAAUGUUUGUAGGCGUUAGAUGGUAUGAGUUUUGCCUUGUAUAAUAACCGAUAAGCCUAUAUUACUGUAAACUUCUGAAAUAUAGUCACUGACAACAUUGUAACAACAGUCGGAAAACAUUGUUUUGGGAUUAGACUA
Molecule: messenger RNA, 1499 nt
Organism: Lolium rigidum
Lineage: Eukaryota; Viridiplantae; Streptophyta; Magnoliopsida; Poales; Poaceae
Product: chaperone protein dnaJ GFA2, mitochondrial-like
Exons: 18
Coding region: 1-1284 (427 amino acids)
Biological process (GO): protein refolding; response to heat
Cellular component (GO): cytoplasm
Molecular function (GO): heat shock protein binding; ATP binding
Source: RefSeq, a predicted model, not a curated record